This is a messenger RNA of Aureobasidium pullulans EXF-150, 3639 nucleotides long. RefSeq lists its product as uncharacterized. The transcript is spliced from 2 exons. The coding region runs from base 1 to 3639 and encodes 1212 amino acids. The record is from RefSeq and is a predicted model, not a curated record. Lineage: Eukaryota; Fungi; Ascomycota; Dothideomycetes; Dothideales; Saccotheciaceae.
AUGGCAUCGUUGUCGAUCUCGAAGAGCUCUGUCUCCAGACAACGAUCUGAUCCGGUCGACCCGGUCACCACCAGUCUGGUUGUAAAAACCAUCAAGCGUGGUCUAAGUGACGGGCCUCGGCGCACCGUCUCCAACAAGGAUCCCGUGAUCUACGCCGAACAGUUGUUCAAUCAGAUGAAAGCCAACCUCAAGUCUUUGAAUCUCAACACAUCACGCAUGAUUCAAUCGAAUUUCGAAUUCCUUCUCCCCGGCAGAUCAUCGACAAAGUAUCAGCUCACAAUCUUCGAAGCUCUUCGCGCCACGCCGAUCACCGUCACUAAUGCCGAACUUGGACGAAUCUUUGACCUCGAACUCUCUACUGAGACUUCUCCUGCUACAGAAGACAACUUUCAUCACUUCUACAUCCGGUCCUGGACGUUCACUUAUAGUGAGCUAGCAGCGCUGUGCAGUCACAUGAGUGCAGACGGUGCCCGCCUUCCUGAAGUGUCCAACUGGCUUGAUGUGGCCAAACUUUACCGUCAGAAAACGGACGUCUUCACUAUUCGUUAUGCAGGCACUGUCUUAGGGCCCGGAAGGCCCUACGAUCGUUAUGUGGAAGACUUGGGCGUCCGUACCUCAGGCAUUCUUGCAGAAUUCACACGCGCAGUUGAUACAGUCGUUCCGCACAUCGGCCAAGCCGCUCAGAUAUUCCUUGUUCGCAACGCAUCUGUGGCCGAACACGACGUGCUCAUGACAAUGUCCGACCCCGAGGACAGAGAACGCAUGUUGAUCGAACUUCUCGGUCAUCAAUCUCUUCUUAAUCGCCAGAGAGGUGGUUACUUCACAUCUUACGUUCCCUUCUAUGAAGAUGUCGAACUCUUCAAGGACCUUCGGACCGACGCAUGGGGUAGUUACAAGAACAACAGAUUGAACUGCCCAGACGAAACUCUUGCAAACCUCACAGCACUAUUUGAUGACAUUCAAUCCUAUGCAAACGAGAACGCGGACCUCACCGGAACUUGGAAGUAUGAGUUUUCAGACAAUUUGCGAGACAUGAGUUUGGGACAAGCCACGCCUCAUUGUUUCCAAAACGUGACUCCCGUCGUGUUUAUCGGCAAGGAUAUCUCCGAAAGUGCAUACAUUAACGCAACACCAUAUCUGAAUCCGCGAUCUAUCGGCCAAGCUGGUCAGUUCCUACGAGACGUCAUCCAUCGGUUGGUUGAUGACGAGACUGUUGCCAAUGGGCGAGAUGUUGUGCCUAACUCGUUCCGUAUGGACCGCAGCUUUUGGGUGUUCUAUGAUCUGUGGCAGUGGUUAGCUCAUAAGGACUUGGAGGCGGCCGCUCGAUUCCUCCAGCGCUAUCUUGCAACUGUUCGUCCAUUGAUCGCCGUCGCAUUCGGCCUUGUGACCAACAAUGUCACAAGAGCAAAUUUCGACAGCCUCAAUGGUAUCAAGAUGAACUCAUACACUUCAGUCGUCUGCGAGCCAAGUAUUCAGUAUUACGACAACGCUAAGAAGCAUGACGCCAACAGUGCCUUCAUCAAUGUUCCACUCUAUGAUCCGGGCCGCGACAAGUACGGCAGCAAUAGCCCUGAGAUCAGAAGACUUAUCGACCUGAGCAUGCGCUACGUCUUCCUUUUGGUCGAUACCGCUGGCGCAGUUUUGUCAGAGCAAAACUCGAACAUGCCUCUCAAUCGUCUGGACAUGUGUAAAGCAAUCAUUGCUCGUAUGGAAAGGUUGUCAGAAACCGACCCCAUUCAUCGUGCCUUCAUGGCCGCUUUGAAAUCUGCUCGAGAUAACUGUGCCGCCUACAUCAGGAUCAACUUCAGCCAGACCGCUUCUGAAGAUGUUCGUCCAGUCCUUGAUCAUGCUGGUCGCCAAAUCAUUCAGAGUUUGGGCGUGGCCAAAGGAGACCCUCAAUCAACCGAGCGGCACAAACAACUCGAUUCAAUAUGGGAACUCAACCUCCCAGAGCUGCACACAAUCAUUGGCCAUGAAGACAGCCUUAAGAAUGAUUGGAAGGCAAUUUUUCUUCCACUCCACCAAGAUCAGUACUUCUAUCUGGCAGUUCUUGCCCAACUGCCCCCUGACAGAUACCUCGUUGAGCUCUUGGACACGGUCCGCCCUACUUGGGCGACAAACGAUUCCUGGGUACACAAAAAAGAGGUGAGAGAUUCUGCUAUUGCGAAAGUCCAAGGAGGACUUUGGAUCUCACGCAGAAAGGACGAGGAUCGCAAAUACACCGUCCAGUUUCCGGAUGCCGCAGUGAGCGCCAAGAACCUUCAUGGUCAUCAAGUUGGGUUUGUCGAAAGCAAUGGAAAGGCUCGUAUUCGGUGGAUUAGAUCCGACGGCAUCACUGAGACCACGAUCCUCGACGUUGUCUCUGCAAUUUCCAAGUCAGACUUCGAAACAAGAACCUUGCUUUUCACAGAGCACGGCAUCAACGUUGUUUCCGGCACCGGCGAUGAAUUCCGAACCAGGUUUGACCAACAAAGCCAAGCCACAAUCCCCUUGGAUCAACUGCUUCACAAUCCUAAGCUCUAUCCCCUAUGGUCGGCAGUCAGAUUGGCACAUGGUCACAAUGUCCCACCAUUUGGUACUCAAUUCGACGAGUCACUAGCCAAACAUUGGGGCAAGAAGCAAGGUGUUGCUGCUCUCGUCCACUCUGCAACUUCCGAGAAACCGCCACAAAAUCGCCCUCCUGAAGAGAAUGACGCUCUCUACCCACUCGACCAAUACCUCAAGAUCUACUUUCCUCAAGGGGGCACCUUUUACUAUCACACGCCGGACAAGGAAGUAGUCAAAGACAAGCGAAGACUUAAUGCAAAAUCCAAGGCAAUAGUGACUACUGAGAACAUGAAACAGUUCCUCGAGAUGCUUGACACACCGGAAUGGGCCAAGCACCCUUACCGUGAUUUCUGGAAGGGCGAGCUGCAAGGCAAGAAGAUAGCUAACGUUGCGCUCUUUAGUAAGAACCUUCCUAUUCUUCGACACACCACACUUAAGACAUUUGGUGGUGGUUCGAGACCGAUCUUCUGGGAGCUUGGUGCUCCAGGUUCCGCAUUGGAUGAACCUUUCGACCAAGACUAUGGACAGUCAUGCCUUCCUGGCGCAAGCGGAAGAGGAGUUGCCGGGAAGACAUUCAAGGCCGCCAAAGCCGGUAAACAACCGAAGAGCGACGGUGCCACCGAACCGGCAGACCAUGGUACUACGAAUAAAGCUAAAGGCAAGGAAUCCACACCCAAGGCUGGACUCAAAGGCACUGCCACCAGCACGACUCAAUCGAAGACUACCACUCGAGCUCCGUACACCGCACUCUCACAUCCGGGGCAAUACCAGACGUCUUCAAAGCGAAAGACAGAGGAUGAUGCUAGAGCUUCACCCAAGCAACCCCCAGCUUCUAGCUUAGCUCAAUCUCCUCCAACUCAGCCGACUACUUCCUCUUACGCCGACUCCGUUUACCAGCCGCCCUCUGAUUUUCCCGCAGACUUUUUCUUUUCAGGACAUGCUACGCCAGCUACGCCAGCUGCACCAGCUGUACCGGCUGCGUCUGCACCGACCGCUCCACGUCAACCCAGCAAGCGCAAGGCAGAGCAAACCCCAGAGGAUGCUGAAGGUGGAAAAUCGGCCCCCAAGAAGUCCAAGCUCAAGAGGCGUUAA